UAGUUAUGAUUCAACAUGGCCGAUAAUACACGAGAAGUGCGAAUUGAAGAGCAAUUAAAAGUGAAAAUUGGAGAAGCUAAGAAUCUAAGUAGCCGUAAUGCAGCUAAUACAAGCUGCAGCACCCAAGGCACUCGUGAUGUUUAUUGUACCAUCGCAUUGGAUCAGGAAGAAAUAUGCCGCACUCCCACCAUAGAACGAACACUUUCACCAUUUUUUGGUGAGGAAUAUCAGUUUAAAAUACCGCGCCGGUUUCGCUACCUGUCCGUAUACGUGUGGGAUCGUGAUCGUCACAUAAAACAGGAUAAACCGAUUGGUAAAAUAGCUAUAAAAAGGGAGGAGUUACAUAUGUACAAUCAUAAGGAUCAUUGGUUUUCGCUACGACCCGUUGAUUCGAAUUCCGAAGUGCAAGGUAUGGCACAUAUUGAGGUGCAAUUCGAUGAGGGUGUCCCACCGAUUAACGAGCAACGUAUUAAUCUGUUGCGACCGAGUGAUUAUGAAUGUAACAAUAGUGAAGUUAUUGAGGAGCUAGUAAGCCUACAACAACAUCAAGCCUUUCAAAAUGAUUACAAAGAAAACAAUGAACUAAGCAAUAUACAACGAAACAAUGCCCAAAAAGCCCGUAACACAGCAGUUGGCGGUCUGUUCAGCAAUCUCCAACAGAGCGUCGAGCAGGGUUCCAUUUGGAAAAGUGCGGCUAUCGCAAGCAAUGCGAAACAUUCAAGAGUGAUAAUAAGAGUGCCAGAGUGCGUAGACUUGUCGAAAAAGAAUGGAACUUGCGAUCCUUAUGUGAUGUGCACGGCAUUAUACUCUAAUAAGCGGCAAAUAUCAAAGCGUACAAAGUUGCGCAAGAAGACUGUCAAUCCAGAAUUUGAUGAAGCAAUUGGUUUCGAUAUGUGCAUUGAAGCCGAAUCGUCUUCGUCAACGAAGUCGUUACAAGCGCAAUACGAUGUGAGUAGCGGCAGCGGUACAAUUAAUUCGAACAAAGCAUACACCAUAUAUCCAGUGGGGGGAGCGGACCUUUGCGAGAUAACAGUAACGUUGUGGCACGAUGCAUCGGGCAUGUCAGAUAAGGUAUUUCUCGGGGAAGUGAAAAUACCGAUGCACAACAAACAACAGCAAGCCGCCGUGCAGACGUCCGCUUGGUACUACCUGCAACCUAAAUCAGCGAACACAUCGAUACGGGCGGUGAACUCAACUGCACGCUCAUGCGCCACACCGCCCGGCACACGUUUAAGUGGAGAUAGUACAAUAGGUUCGUUACGUUUGAAACUACUUUAUACUGCCGAUCACGUUUUCCCACUCGCCACUUACGAUGAUUUAAUGAACCUAUUGCUCGAAUCGGUUGAUCAACGACCCAUAACCCUUUCAUCCGUUUUUAUAUUGGGGGAAUUGGUGUCAUGCAAAACCGACGUUGCUCAACCUUUAGUGCGUUUAUUUACUCAUACCGGACGGAUAGCACCAAUAAUAAAAGCGCUAGCCGACCACGAGAUCUCCCACCUUACCGAUCCCACAACGAUAUUUCGCGGUAAUACGUUGGUUUCAAAAAUGAUGGACGAAGCGAUGCGUUUAUCAGGCUUGCAUUAUUUGCAUCAGACACUUAGGCCCGUUUUAGCACAAAUACUUACCGAAAAGAAACCCUGCGAAAUUGAUCCGUCCAAGGUAAAAGAUCGUUCUGCUGUUGAUACAAAUCUUCAUCAUUUGCAAGAUUACGUGGAGCGAGUAUUUGAUGCUAUAACGAAAAGCGCAGUCCGAUGUCCAAAAGUGUUGUGUCAAAUAUUUCAUGAUUUACGUGAAUGUGCUGCCCGUCACUUUCCACGAAAUCGUGAGGUGCGCUAUUCCGUGGUAUCUGGUUUCAUAUUUUUACGCUUUUUUGCACCUGCAAUAUUGGGCCCAAAAUUGUUUGAUUUAACCACCGAACCAUUGGAUUGCCACACGAACCGUACUCUAACAUUGAUCUCAAAAACUAUUCAAUCCUUGGGUAAUCUCGUUAGCUCGCGUUCCUCCCAGCAGCCAUGCAAGGAAGAGUAUACUGGGCAAUUGUAUAAGAAGUUUUGCACGGAGAAACAUCUCGAAGCUGUUAAAAGAUUUUUGGAAAGCAUUUCCGCCUCACCUAGCGAUGAUGAGAAUAAUUUGGCACUUGAUCCAAGCAAGCUAUAUUUAACACGGGAAAUUAAUCCCGAGCCAGUAUUACUUAAAGAGGGCAUUAUGACCAAAUACCUUCAGUGUCGUAAGAGAUUUGGACGACGACCUUUCAAGCAACGUUACUUUCGAUUGACCACACAAUCACUUAGCUAUGCAAAAUCAAAAGGCAAACAACCCAUCUGUGAUAUACCUUUGACGGAAAUCGAGCGUGUGGAGCAACUAAAUGAUAAGAAUUUUAAAAUGCAAAACUGUUUCAAGAUUAUACGCAAAGAGCGUUCUCUUAUCGUACAAACUACGAACUGUGUCGAGGAGCGUGAAUGGAUUGACUUGUUACACAAAAUAUGUCUCACAAAUUCUAUACGAUCGCAGCAUUUUCAUCCGUCGGCAUUCGUAAAUGGCGUUUACAGUUGCUGCAAUCGAUCGGAUGAAAAUGCACCCGGAUGUAAAAAUUUUCCCCCCGAGACAAUGAAUUACUUUCAAAUGGAUUUAAUAACAGCUCUUGAUCCUGCACUCGAUUUGCAGCGCAUUCACACGCUCAUAAUGUCGCAUAUGACACAACUGGAGGCCUUUCUUGAUCAAACAGGUGGUUUUCAUCAUUUGCAACAGCAACAUAAUCCUCUGUUAGCUACUGCGUUAUCUCUGCAACAGCAAUCACCACAUGCGUACGCAAAAUUCAAAGCAAUACUUGUACAGUUGCGUGAGGUUGCCUACGUGAUAGAUAAAGAUCAUCGUAAUUAUAAGCAAGGCAUUGCGCGUGAAUUGAAAUACGGCAGUCGGCAGGCACCGAUUGGCGAUGAUAAUUAUUUACAUAUGAUGCGGACGGCUGGACAUAUGCAAAUACAGCAGUCGCAACAGCAGCAACAGCAGCAGCAGCAACAAGUCUUGCCACAAAUGCAGCAUGUUAUGGCUUAUCCAUAUCACCAACAACAACAACAGCAGCAGCAGCAGCAGCAACAACAACAACAACAACAAUUACACGGUAAUAUGAAUGCUUACUGCAUGCAUUUGCAGCCGCAACAGCAUCGACAGCAAAUUACUUACUAUCAACAGCAUCAUCAUCAACAGCAACAACAGCAACAACAUUUAUUACGCGCCACAGCCACAGUGCACCAUCAACAGCAUUCAACAAAUGUAUCAUCAAGUAACUCAUCGACGACAUCAAGCGUUACACCGGUUACACCAACACCACCGAGCAUUUAUUCAGAACGUUACGCUAAUAAAUGUUGAUAGUGAAAAUUGAUUAAAUCUAAAACGAUGUUAAGAUUCUUAUGUACAAACAAAUUUAUAUUCAUAUAAACACAUAUAAAAAUACAUACAUACUUACAUACAUACAUACAUACACGCG
Glossina fuscipes is the source of this 3487-nucleotide messenger RNA. RefSeq names its product GTPase-activating protein (gene RasGAP1). The record is from RefSeq and is a predicted model, not a curated record. Bases 16 to 3369 code for a protein of 1117 amino acids. NCBI's taxonomy places the organism in Eukaryota, Metazoa, Arthropoda, Insecta, Diptera, Glossinidae. The transcript is spliced from 5 exons. Gene Ontology annotation, biological process: intracellular signal transduction; regulation of GTPase activity.